Penicillium paradoxum is the source of this 1632-nucleotide messenger RNA. Its product is annotated as MFS maltose permease MalP. Lineage: Eukaryota; Fungi; Ascomycota; Eurotiomycetes; Eurotiales; Aspergillaceae. Gene Ontology annotation, cellular component: membrane. The record is from RefSeq and is a predicted model, not a curated record. The coding region runs from base 1 to 1632 and encodes 543 amino acids. The transcript has a single exon. Gene Ontology annotation, molecular function: carbohydrate:proton symporter activity. Gene Ontology annotation, biological process: carbohydrate transport; transmembrane transport.
AUGGCUUCCGAAAAGCAAGCCAUGGCUGAGCAUGACGAGAAACAUGUCGACACCAUCGUUUCAGCAGGUCAUACCCUGACGGACAAGAUUGACCUCCAACUCACCACCGAGGCCCACGCCGCCAUCGAAAAGGAACAUAACAUGACCGCCUGGGAGGCCCUGAAACUCUAUCCCAAGGCCGUCGGCUGGUCCCUGUUGCUCUCCUGCGCCAUCAUCAUGGAAGGCUACGACGUCGUACUCAUCGGUUCCUUCUUCGCCUACCCAGCCUUCAACCAGAAGUACGGCCAUCUCAUGUCCGACAACGAAUACGGUCUCGCCGCCUCAUGGCAAGCCGGUCUCACCAACGGAAUGAGCUGCGGUCAAAUCAUCGGUCUAUUCAUCAACGGUAUCGUCUCCGAACGCUACGGCUACCGCAAAACCCUCAUGGCCUGUCUCGCCGCCACCGUCGGCUUUAUCUUCAUCCUCUUCUUCGCACCAAACGUCGGCACCCUCGUCGCCGGUGAACUCCUCAUGGGUAUCCCUCUCGGUGUCUACCAGACCCUGACAGUCACCUACGCCUCAGAGGUGUGCCCGGUCGCCCUGCGCGCCUACUUGACCACCUACGUGAACAUGUGCUGGGUCAUCGGCCAGCUGAUUGCCUCCGGCGUGCUAAAGGGUCUCGUCGACCGCGUCGACCAGUGGGCGUACAGGAUCCCAUUCGCCCUUCAGUGGGUCUGGCCCGUCCCGAUUUUCAUCGGUGUGUAUCUUGCUCCCGAGAGCCCCUGGUGGCUUGUGCGGAAGGAUCGUCGCGAGGACGCCGUCAAGGCUGUGAAGCGGCUCGCGCGCGCCGACACCCCCGGUUUCAACGCCGAGGAGACCGUGUCCAUGAUUGUCUAUACGAACCUCAUCGAACAGCAAACCGAGUCUGGCACUUCGUAUCUGGACUGCUUCAAGGGGACUGAUCUGCGACGCACGGAGAUUGCUUGCUGUGUGUGGGCAGCUCAGAGUCUGUGUGGUUCUGGUCUGAUGGGUUACUCGACUGUCUUCUACCGGCGUGCCGGACUCGCAGUGUCACAGUCCUUCACUAUGUCUCUGGUGCAAUACGCCAUUGGUUUGAUUGGCACAUUGAGCUCCUGGGUUCUGAUGUCGUACUUCGGUCGUCGCACGCUUUAUGUAGGCGGACUGGCGGUGUUGGCUGUUAUCCUGUUUGUUAUUGGAUUUGUGUCUAUUGCACCCGCGACGUCGGCGAUUUCGUGGGCGACGGGUUCGAUGUUACUUGUCUAUACAUUCAUCUAUGACUCGACUGUCGGACCGGUUUGUUUCUCGCUGGUCUCGGAGAUUCCAUCAUCCAGACUCCGCACCAAGGCUAUUGUGUUGGCACGUAAUACGUACAACAUCCUCAACCUGGUCACUGGUAUCAUCAUUCCUUACAUGCUGAAUGUGGACGCCUGGGACUGGAGAGGAAAGUCCGGGUUCUUCUGGGGUGGGCUGUGCAUUGCCUGUCUCACCUGGUCGUUCUUCCGUCUUCCCGAGCCCCGAGGCCGCUCUUAUGCUGAGUUGGAUGUCUUGUUCGAGAACAAGGUGCGGACCAGGGAUUUCGCGACUGCGAAGACAGGUUUGGUGCAGGAGGAGCUCAAGGGCGACUCGGCUUGA